This is a messenger RNA of Macrosiphum euphorbiae (potato aphid), 486 nucleotides long. Lineage: Eukaryota; Metazoa; Arthropoda; Insecta; Hemiptera; Aphididae. The record is from the annotation of a GenBank genome assembly.
AUGGAUGACCAUGAAGAAAUUGCCAAUGCAGCAGCAUAUUAUAUUAUCGUUUGCAGUGAGUUUUUAAAAUAUUACUCAUCUGAUAAUGAAGAUGAAGCAAGCACUCCAAAAAAAAGAAGAUACUGGAUGGAUACAUUUUAUAAAAGUCGAAAAAGGUACAAUGCAACAAAUAUGCUGUGCGAUUUAAAUGUAGAUCCGUCAAGAAAAUUUGAAAACUUUUGUAGGAUGAGUUCCGUAGACUUCGAGCAUAUUUUAACGAAAAUAGGCCCAUACAUUUCUAAGAACGACACAAACAUGCGAGAAUGUAUCCCAAUCAAAGAAAGAUUAGCUGUGACACUUCGUUUUUUGGCUAGCGGUGACAGUUUCAAAAGUUUGUCAUACCUGUUUAAGUUUUCACCACAAACUGUUUCAAGAUGUGUAGCUGAUGUGUGCAAGGCUUUGAUCCUAGAAUUGAAAGAUGAAAUAAAGGUAUGUAAUCAUAAAUGA